UCCGUCUUCCGCCCCCCUCCUUGAAGAUGUCGACAAGCACUGCACAUCUGUGUCUGUGUCAUCCAGACACCACAGGUCGCAUUCAUCUGACCUGAACGUCACCGAUACUCAUCAAUCGUCACUAUUCUGCAUCCUGAUAAACGCAAACGGGACGAAAAACAACAACAAUGAUGGACUAUAAUGAGGACUAAGUUGUUAAUAUGCUGCAACAACAACUUCAAAAUCCCAGCGCUGACAUACCUCACCACACAAGCACACAGGCUUUGGGGGUCCGGCCAAAUUUUAAGGCCAAUUGACUUUUAAUAUGAAUCACGGUGGGAUGCCACGGACUCAUCCCAUCACAGGAAAUUAACACCCUGAAGCACACACACUGUUCGUUUUGGUGGCCUGGAACUCCGUAAACAUGGAGCGUUAUUCUCUCUCAUGCUCGAUGGAGAUGAGAACUUCUACAUGCAGGCAGGUUGACUGAUGACCAAUGAGCUGAACUCGUUCUCCCUAAUUGGUCUCCUGCGAUCACAGCGUCACUCUGUGAAACCUUCCACCUCCUGCUCUCUCUCUCUCGCUCUCUCUCUCCGAGCGCACACACAGAGGAUGGGGAGGGACUGAUCCACACACCAUAAGUUGGGUCAGACUGGCUUCUGUCAGCACAUCACCGCCCACCAGACGGGUUCCAGUCGCGUCCACUGAGAAGUGUAGCUCCUUGGCCAUCAUGCAGCUGCAGAAUCUACUCUCUGGUCAGUGGGCUAUCUCUUCCCAAACCUCACGGCUCUGAAGUUACCUCUGUUCAGGUGGAGGAGCUCAAACUGCUAUGACCUCUCAGGUCGAGUCGAAAUGCUCUGAGGUGCUGAGGAAGAGGAGACACAGUCCAGUGGGCCAGCUCCCACCGCCGGCCACCUCCAGCAAGCCGUUGACGCCCUUCGGCAUCGAGGACAUCCUCAACAAGCCGUGUGCGAAGAGGAGCCGGCCGUUGCCAGCGUCUCAACAGGAAAGAAGCCCGUCCGACCGGCCACCGCUGGGCCUGAGCUCCCCACUGUGCGCACUGGAGGAACUGGCCAGCAAAACCUUCCGGGGCCUGGAGGUCAGCGUCCUGCAGGCUGCAGAGGGCCGGGACCGUCAGGGCCUUUUCGGACAGAGGAACGCCCCUAAAAAGCGCCGGAAGUCCCGGACGGCCUUCACCAACCAUCAGAUCUACGAGUUGGAGAAACGCUUCCUGUAUCAGAAGUAUCUGAGUCCGGCGGACCGGGACCAGCUCGCCCAGCACCUGAGCCUGACCAACGCGCAGGUCAUCACCUGGUUCCAGAACAGGCGGGCCAAGCUCAAGCGGGACCUGGAGGAAAUGAAGGCCGACGUGCAGUCCGCCAGAGCCGCUGGAGCUGUGGCCUUUGAGAAGCUCUCCAAGCUGGCGGAGCUGGAGAAGUGCGCGGCCGAAGGUCUGGGCCUGGUGGCGCGCUCUGCACUGAACCGGGCCGGAGGCCCGGAGCAGAGGUUCGGCAGGACUGAAGGAGAUUUCAACAGGCCGCCUGCGUCUCCUACUCUUCCUUCCCCCAAGCUGCCGCGGGACAGAGACGGACCGAUCAGCAGGUACGGUUCGGAGGACGAAGAGGAAGAGGAGGAGGAGGAGGAGGAAGAGGAGGAGAUCGAUGUGGGUGACUGAAGCAUCCCACGUGGCGUGGAGUGACUGUCGUGGUUUCCCUACUUUAAUUCAAUUACACUCGCCACUUUUUGACUGAAUAUGAAGGUUUUGUUUGGUGCCAAAGUAUUUGUGGCUUGGAACUGAGAAGUUGAAAAUAAAAAUCUAAUUAGAGCUAUGUAAUUGUAGAUUUU
This is a messenger RNA of Gambusia affinis (western mosquitofish), 1824 nucleotides long. It is a transcript of the gene lbx1a, whose product is annotated as ladybird homeobox 1a. The transcript is spliced from 6 exons. The record is from RefSeq and is a predicted model, not a curated record. The coding region runs from base 809 to 1654 and encodes 281 amino acids. Lineage: Eukaryota; Metazoa; Chordata; Actinopteri; Cyprinodontiformes; Poeciliidae. Gene Ontology annotation, molecular function: DNA binding; DNA-binding transcription factor activity, RNA polymerase II-specific. Gene Ontology annotation, biological process: regulation of DNA-templated transcription.